This is a messenger RNA of Pisolithus orientalis, 1683 nucleotides long. RefSeq lists its product as uncharacterized. Bases 12 to 1526 code for a protein of 504 amino acids. Lineage: Eukaryota; Fungi; Basidiomycota; Agaricomycetes; Boletales; Pisolithaceae. The transcript is spliced from 4 exons. The record is from RefSeq and is a predicted model, not a curated record.
ACAAUUAUUAUAUGGCCUCCUCCUCCACUGGCAGUACUCCUGCACCACCGUCGAUUCUACUCCGUCCAGCCUUGCUCGACAACAUGUUCGCAUCCUCCCCGUCCUCAUCGUCGUCCUCGUCCUCGUCUGUGUCUGUGUCCUUCCGCCACCCUCGCAUCCGUUUCGCACCCCUCCCAGAGCCGAGGCGAGACGACAACCCGUGCACCGACGGUGAAGACUGCGAUGACGACGAGACCACUUCCGAAUCAGAGACAUCCGAGGAACGCGACUCCCUUUUCGCUGAUCCAUCUCCCUCCUCGUCGCCGUGCGCCACACAGUCAACGCCCGCCGUCCAGUCUGUCUCGCGGGCCAGCAAACUCCUCCGCCUGUUUCGUCUGACGUCAGCAUCCACCCCCGCGCCUGCCUCCCGGGACGACGACCUCCGUCCUCGCAGUCGCUCUCCUCCCCCGGCCUCCUCCUCGUCAUCCACCGUCCUCUGCCGCACCACGUCUCUCUCCUCCAACCACUCCCGCUCUAAAACGAAUCACUCUCGGAGACAUUCCGCCCCGCCACUCGGCGCAGGUGGUGGUCGCCACAGUUUCGUAUCCAAAAUGCUCGCCGCUCCAUCUCCACUCUCACAGCAGCAACAGCCGCCAUCUCCUUCGACGCCGCGUGGAAAUUCCAACAGAAAUCCAAAACACGUCAGAAUGCUAAACGGAAGGAUAUACGGUGCGAAACGACACCCAGUCCACUCCAACGCGAACCCGUUCGCAUCCGCACGCGACGAACCAGAAUUCGUGGAGUGGGGUUAUGGCGGUAUGGGCUCCGUACGCGCAAGCGGAGACGUCGCAAACUCAGUGUGGAAGGGCCUCCAUGCAAACGGAGGCUCGGGUACAUUAUCCCAUAAACCCACCGCUUGGGGGGCAGGCGGUGGAAGAAGCACUGCGUCUGCUCGUAGGCACAUGACCCAGACAGCACCAGAAUGCAGUAUGGGUAGUGUGACCGCUGGCGGUGACGACGAAGACGACGGCAGCGGAAUGGGGUGGGUAAAGCGCAGAAGAGCUGAGAGAGAGGCAAAGUUGAAAGCAGAGCGCGAGGCAAAGGAACGUGCGGAACGUGAGGCUGCAGAAGACGAGAAAGAACCCAGAAAGAGUGGCGAGAGCAUGUGUGCGUCUACCCUAUCUACAUCAACAUCCUCAGGUGGUACGAUCGGGGCUGGUUCUUCUCCAGUGGCGAGCACCAGCACGUCCGUGACUGACCUGUCAUCAUCACCAGCUGGAGACCGAACAACCGGAGAACACAAGGACACCGGCGAUCACCAGCAGCACCAGGAACAUCGCGUUUUGGCAACCAUCCUCAGACCCCUCACCAACAAACAAGUUCAGUCGGGCGAACCCAGUCCCAUCGAGAGCAAGACCCCAUCCUCCCCUGGCGAGGACGACGACGAUGACGAAGAGGUGUUGGAUACGCGCAGUAGGAUGGCCCGUGGGGCCGGGGUGGAGAAAGUGAGCAAACAUGUCAGCGGUGUAGGUCUUGGCGAGCCGUAAAAGAUCUCAAGCGCUUGCGGGAGCGACGCGGAUAACGGACACUCGUCGUCGUCCCCCCACCUCACCUCACUCCACCGCCUUCCGUGUCGAAGUGCCAUACCUUCCGACCAUAUCAGUCCGCUGCGUCCGCCGUGCGCCUAUGCAGCUCGUCUAACUG